UUUCCCCCUCGGAUCUGUUCCCCCUUUACUUUUCGUUCCGGCGCUUUCCUUUUCCAGAGAUGGAAGAGGCGAAGAGGUGGCGGGUGAGCGCGGGGGAAACGGAGGCCUGGAUGGACAGAGCUGUAGAUAUGGCUAAAGAUGCACUUGAGAAUGGUGAAGUACCUGUUGGUUGCCUCAUGGUCUACAAUAGUGAGAUUGUAGGGAAAGGAAGGAAUGAAGUUAACGAAACAAAAAAUGCUACUCGCCAUGCAGAAAUGGUAGCAAUUGAUCAGGUCUUAGAUUGGUGUCAACAGCACAAGAAGCAACCUGAGGAAGUUUUUACACACACAGUAUUAUACGUUACAGUUGAGCCCUGUAUUAUGUGUGCGGCUGCGCUUCGAAUGAUGAAAAUCCCGUUGGUUGUAUAUGGUUGCCAAAAUGAACGGUUUGGAGGCUGCGGCUCAGUUCUGAAUAUCUCUUCUGCUACCUUAACAGAUACAGGAGAACCAUUUCAAUGCAUAGCUGGUUAUCGAUCUGAAGAAGCUGUGGAGAUGCUGAAAACCUUCUACAGACAAGAGAAUCCAAAUGCACCAAAAUCAAAAGUUCGGAAAAAGGAAUUCAGUAAAUGAGAGGCUGUUGUAAAGUUAACCAGACUAGAAGAAGAAUAAAUCCAUGAAUGAUCUUCACAAUGCUGACCUUUGCUGGACUAAAUUGUUUAGCUCCAGAGGGUGGAAAAUGACACACCUGUCUCUUUUCAAUAUGUGGUUGAAUAUAAUAUGCAAGUUAUGAUAAAUUAACAAAUAUAAUUGCGGGUCAAAAUGUCUAGUUUGUUCUCCCUUGGGUACCAAACUGGAAAGGUAUUAUUGAAAGAACAAUACCAGCAAAGGCUGAACUCUUGCAACUAUUGAUUUUGAACUUAACAAGAGGUUCAGCUAAUUAGGAUAAUGCAUGCUUUGCCAGUACAGACUCUGAUUUUUAUUGUCUUGUAAAUUAUUUGGAUAAGAACUCUGUAUAAAAACUCUCUGUCAUCUUCCAGUUCCCCAAGUUGUUCACUAAGUUAUACAUGAUGAAUCAAGCUUUCCAGGUCACCUGCUACAUUGGAAUUUCUGUUAGGAACUAGUCUGAUUAGUAUUAAGACUUUAUUAAGCUAUAAUAUAGUCCAGGUAUUUAGUCAUUUUAAUCUAGUUGAGUCUGUUCUAGUGCUAGCAGAGGUUUCCCUAUAAUUUCCUGUGUGUUAUAUAUUCAACUGGAAAUACCGAAGAUAAGAAGGGGACCUUCUGCAUAAAAACCAUGUGCUCUUUCAGUGAAAUAGUCCAAAUAUGUAUAAACAUCUGACAAUGUCUAAUUUGUACCAUUUUCUUCAGUGCAUCACAGGGCAAGUGUAGAACUUCCCAGAAACUUCAGUGUUCAGACCUUGGUAGAAAAAAUUGGCAAUAUUAAACUUAACGUUGUGAUGACUGAAUUGAAAGGCUUGUACUCAUGCCUGAUCAGUUGCUGCUAUACUUGCUCUUUUCAGAUGAAUUCCUGUUGUGUUAGCAAUCACCAUUAAGGAUCAGUUGAUUUAGUUAUAUUUUAAUAUGUUUGCAAUAGUAAACUCCUUGUAAUAUUGAAGGCAGGCUGUUCAGGUUAGCAGCAUCUACCCGAUCUUGGAUAGUAUUGAAAAGCUCAGCAGGGCCAGUAUAGUUUAUUCUUUGGAAAUUCCAGAACUGUUGGACUGACUGCAAAGUUGAAAAAGCAUUCCAGAAAAAAAAAAAGGCAAAAGAAAACCACUUCUGUAAUGUUGCUGAGAAAAUAACAUGGGUGUAACCAUGAAGUCACCAGUAGUCAUGGUAAAUUUGAGGGAAUUUGUUGAAUAAAUUACACAAUACCUUG
Messenger RNA from Ahaetulla prasina, 1851 nucleotides. It is a transcript of the gene ADAT2, whose product is annotated as adenosine deaminase tRNA specific 2. Gene Ontology annotation, cellular component: nucleus; cytoplasm. Gene Ontology annotation, molecular function: tRNA-specific adenosine-34 deaminase activity; zinc ion binding. NCBI's taxonomy places the organism in Eukaryota, Metazoa, Chordata, Lepidosauria, Squamata, Colubridae. The transcript has 6 exons. The record is from RefSeq and is a predicted model, not a curated record. The coding region runs from base 60 to 608 and encodes 182 amino acids. Gene Ontology annotation, biological process: tRNA wobble adenosine to inosine editing.